AUGCAGAACGGUCCAUGCGGCUGGCGCCUGCAAUCAUUGCCCGAUGGCUUCGCUCCAACCACACUGCCCGUCCGCGCACCGAGGCAUCGAGGAGCCACGAUAUCCGGAGCCCGCGGCUCUUGCGGGGAGGAGGUUCAGAGUAAGCUGCGAUUCCUCGAGGCACUCACGUACUUCUGGCUUCUCAUGGUUUCGGCUCAGCGCCGACGGGCAACCAUGGGGGCCGGUCGAUGA
Molecule: messenger RNA, 231 nt
Organism: Colletotrichum graminicola M1.001
Lineage: Eukaryota; Fungi; Ascomycota; Sordariomycetes; Glomerellales; Glomerellaceae
Exons: 1
Coding region: 1-231 (76 amino acids)
Source: RefSeq, a predicted model, not a curated record